AUGACCAACUCUUCCUUGCUCAUUUUUGCACUUGCAUUUUGUGUCAACUCGUUUGUUCAUUCUGCAACCUUAGCUUUGCCUGCAAGUAGAAUUAAAGACAAUAUGGCAAACCAAGAUAGCUUUAGUUCUGUGAUGGAUGAUGAUGCCCUGAAUGGAGUAGGACCUGGUGAUUUCUCUCUCACUAGGUUCCCUCUCAUAGAGGGAAGGCUGGCUGAUGAAGAUGGGACAAAGAGGAUCUUCAUCCUUUCAGAUUUAGGAUCAAAAGGGGUUUCUGGGAGUGACGCAAGCUCUGGUUUUGGCCGAACCUUUCCCGUGCUAUCACCAUGGAGAAUCAACCGUGCUCUUGCUGCAACUCAGAAGGAUGAGUGGCACAAUGCAGAUGAUCUCAUCCCCAUGGCCAAGAGAAACACGGACAAUAAGAUGCUUCGGUGCAUGAUCGGGAGGGUGUACCGACCCUGCUGGCAGGCUUGA
Neoarius graeffei (lesser salmon catfish) is the source of this 471-nucleotide messenger RNA. RefSeq names its product pro-melanin-concentrating hormone (gene pmch). Gene Ontology annotation, biological process: chemical synaptic transmission; behavior. Gene Ontology annotation, molecular function: melanin-concentrating hormone activity; type 1 melanin-concentrating hormone receptor binding. The record is from RefSeq and is a predicted model, not a curated record. Bases 1 to 471 code for a protein of 156 amino acids. The transcript has 3 exons. Lineage: Eukaryota; Metazoa; Chordata; Actinopteri; Siluriformes; Ariidae.